AUGAAUGGGUCAAGUGGGUGCCAAAAAGGAUUAAUAUUUUUGGGUGGUGUGGAGUACAAGAUCGAUUGGCAACAAAUGAUCGGGUUAAAGAAAAGGGGUAUGCUCUCAGGUGCGCCACUUUGUAAGCUAUGCGGAGAUCAAGAAGAAGAUGCAGAUCAUCUGUUUACGGGGUGUUAUGUAGCAGCAGUAAUGUGGCAUAAGGUGAGUUUGUGGUGCAAAAUCCAGCCAAUUUUUGCCUUCUCUAUGAAAGAUUUGCUGGAAUUUUAUAAAACACAACCUAUUGAAGAACCGAAGAAGAAAUAUAUUCAAACCAUCGUACUAGCAACUUGUUGGAGCAUGUGGAAAGCAAGGAAUGAAGGAAUUUCUAAUGGGAAGAGAGAAAAUACAUAUGGGAUCUUUGUAGAAAUGCAGGCAAAUACGUUCCUGUAG
Molecule: messenger RNA, 429 nt
Organism: Helianthus annuus (common sunflower)
Lineage: Eukaryota; Viridiplantae; Streptophyta; Magnoliopsida; Asterales; Asteraceae
Exons: 1
Coding region: 1-429 (142 amino acids)
Source: RefSeq, a predicted model, not a curated record